AUGGAUCGCUCACUUUCGAGUUUGUCCAAAUUUCGCUCCUCUUGCCCUUAUUUGAGCAAAACAACUGCUGUCCAAUUGCGUAGUUUGAGCUCUCAAGCUUACUUGCCCGGCGGACCAAAUUGUCUAGCCGUUCGCGCUCAACAAUGCCCAGUAAUGUCUUUGGCCAUCGAUUCACGUCCAAACGAUGCCGUCGCAGCCGUUCCAGCAAUGCCAUCUGCAGCUGCUUCUUUCUUGUUUGGUUCAGGUGCCGUUUGCCCCUUUGCCGGCGCACAACAAACUCGCAAUUACGUCGUUCAAAGUGAAGCUAGAAAUGCUUCUUAUGCUACCAACAACCAAAUCAAUCGUAUUCAUGCGAAAGAAGGUAUCCGUACCGGUGGCUCAGGUGAUGUGACCCAAUGCCCUCAUGCAAAAGCUGCGGCUGCACAAGAAUCUGUUAAAAAAGCAGAACAACAAACAGUUCAAACCGAUUUACGUGAGAGUAUCAAGCGUAAAAUUCAAACCCGUACACCAGGUUCAGGUCUUGGUCAGCAACCCGAGCCAGCGGCAAAAGAGACGCCCGGUUUUGACUACGAAGGCUUUUAUCACAAAGACUUAGCCGCAAAGCAUGCUGAUAACUCUUACCGUUACUUUAACAACAUCAAUCGUUUGGCUGAUAAAGCUCCACGUGGUCAUUUGGAAGAUGAAACACAAGAGAUCACGGUUUGGUGUUCAAAUGACUAUCAAAACAUGAGCCGUCAUCCAAGGGUUUUACAGGCUAUGGCUGGCACUCUCUUCAAAUACGGUGCUGGAGCUGGAGGUACGCGUAACAUCGCUGGUCAUAAUCAACAUGUCGAAAGUGUUGAAGCAACGAUUGCCGAAUUGCACCGUAAAGAAGCUGCUCUGGUCUUCGGUAGUUGUUAUGCUGCCAACGAUGCCACUUUGAGUAUCUUGGGUACCAAAUUACCAAACUGUGUCAUCUUUUCUGACAGCAGCAACCAUGCUUCUAUGAUUCAAGGUAUUCGUCAUUCCACUGCUCGUAAAGUUAUCUACAAGCAUAAUGACAUGGAAGAUCUGGAGGCUAAAUUGGCGUCCUUCCCAAUCGAUACGCCUAAGAUCAUUGCUUUUGAAAGUGUCUAUUCCAUGUGCGGAACCGUUGGACCGAUCGAGCGUACAAUCGAGCUCGCUGAAAAGUAUGGUGCUCUGACAUUCUUGGACGAAGUACACGCCGUUGGUAUGUACGGUCCACGUGGAGCAGGUGUUGCAGAACACUUGGAUUGGGAAGUUCAAGCUGCGGGUGGCGCGGCUGCAAAUGGCCAACAAAAGACUUUGAUGGAUCGCAUUGAUAUCAUCACUGGUACUUUGGGUAAAGCAUUCGGUAACGUUGGUGGUUAUAUCGCCGGUUCAAACCGUAUGGUGGACGUUAUCCGCAGCUUUGCACCACAAUUCAUCUUUAGCACCACCUUGCCUCCAAGUGUUUUGACUGGAGCUCGUACAGCUAUUGAAGUUUUGAUGGAAUCAAACGAUAGCCGUAAAUCACAACAAAUGCGCACACGUCAAACCAAAGAAGGUCUUACGUUGGCCGGCAUUCCAAUCCAACACAACCCAAGCCACAUUGUUGCUGCUUUGGUUGGCAGUGCUGAUAAGGCAAAAGAAGCAAGUGAUAUGUUAUUGCACGAUUAUGGUUGUUACGUUCAACCGAUCAAUUACCCUACCGUCCCUCGUGGUCUUGAGCGUUUGCGUAUCACACCAACCCCAAGCCAUUCUGAGGAAGAUGUUGCUCAUUUGGUUUAUGCAUUGGAUCAAGUUUGGAAACGAUUGGAUUUACGUAGGGUUGAAGAAUUACAUCAAAUCGAACAAGGUAAAGAUGGUUUAGCUGAUUUACUCACUUCUUCCGAACGUGAUGAUUCAUCUCCAUUAUGGCAUGAUGAACUUUUGGCUUGGGAAGAUGCAGACGUUGUCAAAGGUUCAGCCGUGAAGAAUGCUGCUGAUAAUCUUGUCAACUCAGGUCCUGUGCCUUCUUCCGUUGCUGCUUCUGCUUGA
This is a messenger RNA of Meira miltonrushii, 2019 nucleotides long. RefSeq names its product putative 5-aminolevulinic acid synthase. Gene Ontology annotation, biological process: heme biosynthetic process. Lineage: Eukaryota; Fungi; Basidiomycota; Exobasidiomycetes; Exobasidiales; Brachybasidiaceae. Gene Ontology annotation, cellular component: mitochondrion. Gene Ontology annotation, molecular function: 5-aminolevulinate synthase activity; pyridoxal phosphate binding. The coding region runs from base 1 to 2019 and encodes 672 amino acids. The transcript is spliced from 2 exons. The record is from RefSeq and is a predicted model, not a curated record.